Ostertagia ostertagi is the source of this 783-nucleotide messenger RNA. NCBI's taxonomy places the organism in Eukaryota, Metazoa, Nematoda, Chromadorea, Rhabditida, Trichostrongylidae. The record is from the annotation of a GenBank genome assembly.
AUGUUUCCUCGAAUGUGGCCCGCCAUGUUCAACGACGAUGACUUGUUCGGUUUUGGAGGAAUGCACAGGGCUAUGCACCGUCAGUUUCAAGAAAUGGAUCGCAUGAUGAACUCCAUGAUGGAUCCAUUCGGAAUGUUAGGAGGAAUGGGCAUGCUCGAGGAGGACUUGCAAGAGCGCGCUAUGAACGAUCCGAAUUCUCAUGUUUACUCACAGUCAACUAUGGUGACAUUUGGUGGCGACGGACAACCUCGCGUUGUAGAAAAUUCUGUACGAAAAAGUGGCGAUGUGAAGGAGACGAGGAGAUCACUUCGUGACGGUACACGAGAGGAAAUGGCCAUCGGUCACACAAUAGGCGAUCGAACACACAUUAUUGAGAAGAAACGGGACAAAGACGGCAAUGUUCGUCGUCAGCAGCGAUUUGUGAAUCUCGACGAAUCUGCUGCAGAGGACUUUGAUCGUGAAUUCCAGUCAAGAGCGAGAGCAAAUAUGGGGUACAGUAAUAAUGGAAGACGCGCCCUUGGUGAUGGUCUACACGGUGGUUAUCGUCAUCAUUCCGCGGAUGCUGGAGGUUCCGGAUCCAGGGACAGUGCUCCUAUCAUAACAUUACCUGAAGAAGAUGACGAGGAAGAGGAGAGAAAUCUGAGACGCCCCGCUCGCGCGCACCGGUCUGAUGGUGGUCAUACUGGUCCUGUCAUUCGUGAAAUAAGUGAAGAGGAAGCUGAGUCGAGUAUUCCGAAACGCCGUCGAGGAUUCGGUGGAUUCUUCCGUGCUAAUGACGAAUAA